This is a messenger RNA of Andrographis paniculata, 465 nucleotides long. RefSeq names its product SKP1-like protein 10. Gene Ontology annotation, molecular function: cullin family protein binding. Gene Ontology annotation, cellular component: nucleus; cytoplasm. Lineage: Eukaryota; Viridiplantae; Streptophyta; Magnoliopsida; Lamiales; Acanthaceae. Bases 1 to 465 code for a protein of 154 amino acids. Gene Ontology annotation, biological process: SCF-dependent proteasomal ubiquitin-dependent protein catabolic process. The transcript has a single exon. The record is from RefSeq and is a predicted model, not a curated record.
AUGUCGAUUUCUUCUUCAACUAUCAUGGAUAUAGAAACAUCUCUUACGACUGCCAUAGAUAAAGAGACAUUCAGAAUUCUAAGAAGCUCUGAUGGGAAAGAAUUCAACGUCUCCAAAUCCAUCGUUAUGCAAUCAUCGCUCCUUGCAAAUUUACUCGAUUUAGAAAAAGAUGACAUAAUUUCACUCCCUAAAGAAGAAGGCAAAAUCGACGUAAUCCCACUCCCUGAAGUCGACGGAAUAACCCUCGAAAGGGUAAUUGGUUUUCUGAAGAUAUACUUAGAAGAAUCGUUUCAACAAUUCAACGAUGAAGAAAAGAAAAAACAAUGCGAUGAUUUCUUUGUUAAAUUUAAUAUCUAUGAUUUCCUUGCCCUUGCCUCUGCCGCAAAUUAUUUGGGAGUUCAAGUGGUUCUAGACGAGGCUUGUCAGAGAUCAGCCGACUUAAUGAAGAACAAAAGUGUGCCAUGA